GUAACUUCUACCGCUUCAGCUUUCUUGUACAUCAAAUCUGGUCCUGGGUUAUACGUCCGAUUGCUUCUCGAAAGUCGUUGCUAUUGACCAGCAUUCUGGUACAGACGAAUAUCACAGGCAGCUAUGCCUUUUCUUCCUGCUCUCCGAGCGGUGUUGGCAUCGAGCUCUCCUAAAAACCUCGAAUGGGAUGACUACAAGCCCAUUAUCCGAAGCGCAGUAGCUGCUUGGAUCGGCGUAUUGCUCAUGAUCAUCCCUCGGACAUUGAGAGUUCUCGGACAAGCAUCUUUCCUGGUCCUCGUUGUCAUUUUUGCCAAUCCGCCAGAUGGCCCAGUCAUCAAGGUCAUCUACAAUGCCCUGUGGAAUAUGCUCUUUGUUGGAGCUGCCUGGGUCAUUUUCAUCGUCUCUUCACGCUCAGCAACAGCAGCCAGAAUCAAUGUGAUUAACCCACAAACGCUUCGGUUGACAGACUUCAGUGGGUACAGUUGCAACUCGACACCACAGGAAUGCUUCCAAGCGGCCAUUUUCGAAGGGCGAUUCGUCGAAGCUGGCCCAAGUCUUGUCUUUGCCGCUUUCCUCGCGAUUGGCGUUGCGGUUGCGCUUUCCAUUAAGGUGCGGUAUCCGCAGCGAGUAUUUUCAGUGAUCUUCUCGUUGGUCGCCCUCAUCAUCAGUCAUUUAUAUGGUCCGCUCUUCCCCUACUUCUAUCCCGCUUUAGGGCAGGUCUUUUUUGUUCCUGUCGCUGUUGGCAACGCAGUCAAUGUGGCUUGCAGUCUUGUAUUUUGGCCAGAAACAAUGUCGCAUGCAUACACUCGCCAGGUUGUAGCGCUCGUGGACAAGAUCCGGGUUCUAGCAGAGCAGCAAAAGCAAGUCAUGGAUAGCGAUCCAAACUCGAAUGAUUGGACUGAGCUUGGUGCAAUCAAGGCCCAGUUACGCGCUGUGCGUUCUGGUCUUGCAACCUUUCGACCGAAUGACUCUUUGCUUGAACGAGAGUUCGCUUAUGGCAGACAUGGUGCCAAAGACUUGCAGGGUCUCGUGCAUCGAUGCCGCGAUGUCAUCUUGAAGCUUGGCGGAUUCUCACUCUUCUAUGAUCUCGUAUCGUCGACCAUGGAAGCUUGGGACACAAAAGUCGACCAAGGCUUGAGCACUACGGCGCGACCAUCAUUCGAAUCGCCACGCAAUGGCACAGGCGAAGAGGCCGAUUUACAGGGUGCCUCCGCAAGUCACACACCUCGUUCUUCAUCUGAAGAGCAUGGCAAGCUCAGGCAGCCAAAGCGCAACAAGUCCAAGACAAAGCUGUGGCACGAUGCUUUGCAUCAUCGCCUCAAGCAAACCGGAAUUUUCGAGAUGAAUCAAUAUCAGGAGCACGAACAAAAGUUUCCUCGACGGCAAGAAGUUGAACUCACUGUCAGCAUGCUGAAAAUCUCGGCAGACGCAUCAACGCCGCUCAUAGAUGCUGUCUGUCUAGCCUUGUCGACGGUAUCCGAUAGUCUGAAGCGAACAAACAAAGACCGACUCUACAACAGAUUGUUCUUUCACGCCGACUACUCCUUCGACGGUCAAAGCCUGAAACAAGCUUCACUUGAACUGCAACAAGCUUUGGAAGCUUAUAAAUCCUCAGGCCGUUUGCAAAUGCUUGGACCUUAUGAAAAGCUGGCUGCGGAAGCUGCACUUCUCGAUGGCUUGUCCGAGAUCUCAUCUCGCCCGUUGCUCAGAUUUUUCUAUCUUGAAUUUCACUUGAUUAGGAUGGCGGAGAGCACAUUCAAGCUCUUACAAGGUAUUACCGAGCUCGGACACGAAAGGCCGCAUGCGAGAUGGCACUAUCCUGGUCGCUUCUUCACCUUUCGCCUGAGAGCUCAGCGUCAGCAUGAUCACGUCGAUCUACCGGUACAAGAAUACGACGACACUUUCGAACACGAUGAUGACCAUUUUCAAACUGAAGCCCGCGAUCCGGAUGCUGAACCGCCUUCGAAUAUAUUUCAUCUAGUAGGCCGUGGCUUUGUUCGUUUGGUUCACCUUCUCGAACGUCCAGACAUUGUCUUUUGUCUGAAGGGCUCCAUCCUCGUUCUGCUGCUGGCCUUGCCAGCUUUUCUCCGGCGAUCGGCGGGAUGGUACUAUGAUAAUCGCGGACUCUGGGCCGUCAUUAUGGCAGCAUUUAGUGUCAAUCCGCUCACUGGCGACGCCGUGUUUACCUUUGUUUUCAGAAUCCUUGGCACUUUUGCAGGUGCGCUCUUUGCGCUAGUUCUGUGGUACAUUUCAUGUGGCAACUCGGUCAAUGGGAACUACUACGGUCUAGGCGCUACGAUGGCAGUCGCAAGCUUUCCACUCGCCUACAUAAGAUUGCGAUUCGUCUACAUCAACCCGCAACCUGCCAUAUUCUUCUUGAUUACUGUGGCGCUGGUCGUUGGCUACAGCUGGCAAGAUGCAAAGAUGCCAUCGCAAGUCAACCUUGGUGUCGGAUGGUCGGUCGCAUGGCGAAGAGCGGUUCUCGUGUCUUCCGGCUGCACCGCUGCUUUUAUCUGGAACUUCAUCCCUCGUCCAACAACCGGUCGACAAGUCGUACGUCAACGAUUGGCGAAAGGUGUCCUAGAGAUAGGACGUGUCUUUACGGAAGCUUCAAACUAUGCACGUGGUCACCAAGGACGGACCAGAGAGGAAGGCAUCCGGAGAAUCGUCAUACGCGCCAACGAGAAGCUUCUUGUUCUCAAUCAGCGGCUGCUUUUCUCAUCAUUCGAGCCGCCGAUUUCUGGCCGUUGGCCUAAGGAGAAAUAUGUCAGGAUGCUAGGUCUUCAGCGCGAGUUGCUUGAUCUCCUUGUAGCAUUUGUCGGGUGUCUAACGAGGAUGGAUGAAGGCGGCGAGAGUGGGCGACAUUGGAUGAAGGCCAUGCUCUUAAGAACCGGGUGGUAUUCUCAGUCCUUCACAGGAGAUCUUCUGGCUUCUUUGUUUCUAAUCAGCCAUGCCAUCAAAACUGGCACGGCCCUCCCACAAAUUGUGCCCAAUCCUCUUCUCAACCGCUUCUAUGAUAAGAAGGAGGACAUUCCGGAUGACGAGCUGGACGGUCGAUUGCCACGGCGGCUCGACGCUACAGUACUGAGAAGUGAAGGAUACGCUGGGUUUGCGGUCGCAUCAACCAUAACCUUCGCUGUUGUCAAGCGCAUUGAUGCUUUGAUGCUUGUUACCAAAGAACUUGUGGGAGAGAGUUUCCACUCGACUGGCUGGCCUGUGAGAAAUAUGGACGACAAUUUGUAAACUUGAGGUACAUAAUUUGAAUGCGAAAGCAGGCGUCUAGUGAUGAAAAGACAUCAGCCUUUGCUUACCUCGGGCAGGAACAUCCAUGCCCGGAUGUCCUG
Molecule: messenger RNA, 3344 nt
Organism: Protomyces lactucae-debilis
Lineage: Eukaryota; Fungi; Ascomycota; Taphrinomycetes; Taphrinales; Protomycetaceae
Exons: 3
Coding region: 124-3243 (1039 amino acids)
Source: RefSeq, a predicted model, not a curated record